Messenger RNA from Plasmodium gonderi, 7038 nucleotides. RefSeq lists its product as hypothetical. The record is from RefSeq and is a predicted model, not a curated record. Lineage: Eukaryota; Apicomplexa; Aconoidasida; Haemosporida; Plasmodiidae. The transcript has 3 exons. Bases 1 to 7038 code for a protein of 2345 amino acids.
AUGGAUCCAAAAACUUUGAGCAACAGUAGAGGGUCAUUCGAAGUAAUAAGACGCACCAGAUUCAAGUGCAAAAAUUAUGAGAUGUAUCAGAAGGAGCAAAGAGUUGCACAACUUUUACUAAAGGACGGAAUCAAUUACAUAGAAAAUGAAAAUAACGGAAUGAUAAAGGAUGAUAAAUAUGUUAAUACUCUUCUUUUCGAAUAUACAAAUUAUGAAAAAGGGAAAGAAGAAAAAUUAAAACUCACCAAAUUGCUAUUAAUAUCAUUACUCAAUAAGGAUAAGAAAAAAUACAUCCCCAUUGAUAAGUUAACUAGAUGCAGAAAAAAUUAUGGGAAAGACAAAGAGAAGAGUAAUCUGAUAAAGCUUAAUUCUCGCGUAAGAAAGUAUAAAACUUGUAAUAAAAAAAAAAAAAUUGACAAGACAAUCAAGCUACAUUUAAAUGUUGACAAACCGAAUAGUUAUAAACAAAGAACAAGAUAUAAGAGAUCAAUCAUAAAGAUCAAGAAGAGUAAAAAGAAACUCUUUAAGGGUAAUCAUUAUGAAAGGAAUUUACAAAAUAUUUUAGGAACAAGAAAGAAAAUAGAAAAAAGUCCUAAAGGAACAAUCCAUACAUCUCAAACCAUGAUGAAGAGGAGCCAAUACCGUUUCUUGAAUCGAAGAGAAAUGGAAUCACUGACCAUGGAAUCUAUCGAAUCAUUCACCAGUGCAUCUGUUGAAGCACUACAAGAAAUGUCCAGAAAGAUGAAAACACAAAUGGAAGACAUCAAGUUCAAUAGAACAAGAAGCAACUCGUCCUCUUCUAAUAAUUGUCUAAAGUUUCAAAAAAAAAAAAAAAAAAGAAUUAUUCCUAUCGAAGCAAUGAAUAAAGAGUUCAUAAGAACCCAUUUUGAUGAAAUAAAUUCAGUUGGUCUUAUACGCAAAGAUUUAAGCCACACCAUCCAUGGAGGAGAUAACUUAGUUCCCUCGAGAAGGCGCAAAUCCUUUACCUAUGCACAUAAUGUUUCUAGACCAUUUAAUGGUACCACUUGUCUCACUUGUGUAGAGUUUGAAGAGAAGAGAAAUUUCGAAAGGAACAGUGCAAAUACGGGACGGCAGUACAACAAGAGGGGAACAGAACUCAAAGGGAGGACAUACAGAGCGCGUCCAAGUGGAGUGGAAUCAAAUAUGGCAAGCCAAAUGAAAGGGAGAGAGGCGGGAAGAGAAGCGGAACCAUAUAUGGCUAGUAAAACAAAGGAAGAUCCAACUAAAGGUAAGAGAACAAAACGAACAGACGUAAAAUGUCCAAAGGAUGCUGUAUGUUACAGAGCAAACACAAUUUUUUGCAAAAGCAGAAACAGAGAUGUGUCAAAUGAACGCAAAAAUGAAAUCAUGAUAGUCAUGGGAGAUGACGACAGACAUCGAAGAUGUGGCACUUAUAGCCGGAAUGAUAAUAUCUCAAAAAAAUGUAACAUCGAUAUAACAUCUGAAGAGAAUAUGAAUGUACAGCUUGAUACAGAUUUGAACGGAGUCAAAAUCACGAUCCCAAAUUUGGAAUCUCCCACUCUUGAAAGAGGAACAAUGAUCUGUAAUAAAACAUCAGGGGGAUAUCCCAUACGUAGGGAGGAGAAAAAGGAGAAGAAGCGUAGGCACUCCUCCAAUCAGAUGCAAUAUAUGAAGGACACCAAUGACAUGGGUAAGAUGCACGAAAUUAAAGAAGUGCAAGAAGACAAAUACGCACAUAGUAAGAACCACUGCUACAACUGCAACCACACGAAAUGCACAACCAAAGAGACAAAAAAAAAAAAUGAAAAGUUCGAUGAUUUGACAAGCAUUGUGAAACACAGGAAUGUGGAUAAUGCUUAUAAGCAGCACAUUUAUAAAAUGGCUAUGUCUGAUGAAGUGGGUGAAGGAGGAGGGGGACAAAUGGAGAAGCGUGAGAGGUAUGUAACUUUUGAUAGCGUCGAUGUAGUUAACAAUGAAACAAAACAUGAGGGACCUCGAGAGGUUCGAGAGAAGAACACAUUUAGAAGACACAAAGAACAAGUAAGCAAUAAGAUGAAACAAAGACAUGAAAAAAAUGCUGAUAGAAAUGUGCAUGGGUUUGAUGAAACAUUAAAAUUUAUGAAGUAUAGAGAGUUGCUGAGAAAAUAUAUGGGAACAUUCUACAAUUACAGUUCUGUAAAAUGUGCAACCUACAUUAUCCUAUACGCAUUAAUAGUGAAAAUUGUGACGCAGAUAUCUAAAAAUUUAACGACACCUAGUGGUAGCAGUAGUAGUGAUGGUGGCGGAAGUAGCAAUGUUAACAUAUCGAACGAAGAUCCAAAUGACAUAAAAGUGGUCUGGUAUAAUGAUUCGAACUUAUUUUUAAAUAUUUAUGAUUCAGAUGGUAUUAUCCAAUCCAUUUGUUACUCUGUCUUACUAGUGUGCAUUGUCUUGUUAAUGAAACUAGGUAUACCAUCAAACUAUUUAUUAGCUGGUAGGUUGACCAUUUUGUUUAUGUUUCUUUUUAUAUUUCAAAUUCCUAUGAUGAUAUAUGCAAAUUUUAUGUAUUUAAAGAAGGAAGAAGGAAUAGCAGCUAAAAAUCAAGUAAAAGUGCAUGAAAAAAAAGAUUACUUUAAUUUACAUCUACAAAGGAUAUACAAUGUAUUUUACGUUGACACGUUAAAUUUAUUAGUUUAUACCAUUCUCAUUAGUCUCGUUUCCUUAUAUGCUACUUAUCAUAAAUUAAUAUAUCCACAUCUGUUAAAAUUCUAUCUAGAUACUAUUUUCUUAAAAUCAUAUACAAUCAUUAAAAAAGAAAUUAUACAAUUCAGGGUUCCUAACAAUAUUGAUGCUUAUUAUUUGAAUCAGAUGAAUAGCUAUUUAUUUAACUCCUUGUAUAAGAAGCAAAAUAAUUUCACACAAGAAGACAUGGAGAGUAACACCAGGAGUACCAUUGGAUACAACAUCGUCAUUAAGAAAGAUCGGUGUUCUUUUUUUACGCGUCUCCUUAGGAGGAGCACGACUGCUUCGGAUUCAGAAGCGGAAGAUGCUGAAACAGAUGGAAGAGGUGGAACAAAUGGAAGAAGUGGAAAAGGUGGGAGAAGUGGAAAAGGUGGAAGAAGUGAAAGAAGUGGAGGAAGUACAACUUGUGGGCCUCCUAAGUUCAAGGGGCGAGACCAGAGAAAUUUAAACUUCUACAUCAUUUUUUAUAUUGGAGAAUUGGACGAGAAGGGCAGGCCGCACGGGUUCGGCUACUGGAGGGGAAUCAGCUUGGAGGGAGAAGUGCUCAUAGGCUACUGGUUCCAUGGCAUUCCUGUUGGCCCCUUCAAAUGUCGAGAUUUCAAGACGGGAUCUGGUUUUAUGUGCAUAAAAAUUGGAUACGGGCGUACGAACUGCGAGCAGAAUGACUUGGACAUAGGCCUAGCAGACACUGAAUGUUGCGUAAGCGGAGCAUUUUACAGGACUUUUCCAAGAGUGGUUUUCUACAACCUGAACUUGACGAACAUGAACCAGAAGAAUAAAAAAAAUGAUCGUAAUAAACACAGAUUGAUAGAAAACAGAGAAUGUUGUGAGUACUUAUGUGUGAAUAAGGCUAGCAAUGAUAUACUGCGCUUUGAUUAUUUGAAGCUGAUUGAAGACAGUGACGACGAGCAUGACGACGAGAAUGACGUUAGACAGGACGAAGAACAUGACGACGAACGUGACGACUUGCUAAGCAGAGAUGAUUCUUCUAAAUCCGAUGUAAACAGCAAUAAUGAAGAAAUUGCAUCUGGAAAAUUAAGAAGAAGGAUAAGAAGAGGAAGAAUAAGAAGAAGGUUUAUGGGUGCUUUCAACAAAGAAGAAUGUAAAAAGAAUCCUACCAAUGUAUCUAACACUUUAUACGACGAUGCACCAGCAUCUAUUAUGAAUAACGAAUCUUUUUUAAAAGGAGAACUAUUAAAUUAUGAUGACAUAUAUAGUCUGAGUUAUGAUUUCAAUGAUCUAGCCGUAGAAGAAGAAAUACAUUCCAUGUUGAAUAAAAAUAUAGGAAAAAGAAAUGAACACGAGCAUGCAUGGAGAACAAUUAAAAGCGAGUCUCCCAAUUCAGACCCCUCCUCAGCAUCAGCUUCGUCACCUUCAUCCUCAUCUUCCUAUUCGCUUGAUUUAAGAGAAAUGCCUACUCUUCUUGACGAAAGAAAUGCACAUAUUCCUGACGUUGAACACCAGUCUCGCACCGAAGUGAACAUAGAACUGCCACGUAAAGGCAAAAACCUCAAGGAUUCUGAGUGUUGUGCAAAAACUAAGUAUGACAGACAGAUAUGUAACCAUGUAGAAAUACAGAAAAAAGACAAUCAUGAGAAGAGAGGGAAAAAAGCAUUUCAAAAUAAAAAGAGAAUGAAGGGUAAAACUAGUGAAGAAAGAAAGGCACAUUCCAUAUCACAACAAGGUGAUCACUUAAAAACAAAUCACCAUUUUAAGUUGACAAAACAAGAACCUUUGUCUAAAUCGAAAAACUACUUUACUAAUGAUAAAUGUUGUAAUUAUAUAUCAGAAACAAGAGAUCAAAUAUGUAUCACAAAAAAGAGAAAAUGCAAAGAUAUGCAAAUGAAACACCAGUUUAUAUAUGAAGAAGGAGACAAGGGAAACCAUGAAGUGGAUGAUAUUCCUGUGGAGAAAAAUAAACAGGUGGAGAUAUCAUUUACAAAGUUUAAUGUAGCACAAAUGCAAAAAAUAAAACGAAAUUGUAAUAGAGAUCAAGGAUUAGCUGUCCAAAGCAAGAAAUCAAAUUUAAAGAAUAACAAAGGGGAAAACAUGACGCACAGAAGAAAAAAUCCAAAAAGAACAAUUCAAAAGGUAAGUACACACGUAUCUGAUGAAGUGAAAUCAAAUCAAGGAGGGGAAAAGGAAAUAGUAAGAGGAAAACAACUUUCGCAUAUAGGUGAAAAUAUCCGAAUAGAAGUUGACCCGGUGCAAUGGCCAAUCAGAGGAUCACGCGUGACAGGUACAGAAGGAAGAGAAGACCGAAACGGAGACAAUUCAGACAAAAUGAAAAGCCCAAAUGGAGACAAUUCAGACAAAAUGAAAAGCCCAAAUAGAGACAAUUUGGACAAAAUUAAAAGCCAAAAUGGAGACAAUUUGGACAAAAUUAAAAGCCAAAAUGGAGACAGUUUGGACAAAAGAAAAGGUCAAAGCAAGGGACCAGACGCAGAAGGUGGCAAAAAGAAAAAGGUGGAGAAAUGCGUAAAGCUGCAAUGUCCAGACGAAGCAAAAGAUGAUAGUGGAAAUAAACUCAACGUAGAGGAUAACGUUAAGAGAAAAAUAAAAAAGCAUAUCGGGUACAGCAUGACGAAUACUUUAUUACAUUUAAGAAAAUUCAAAUACUUAAGGAUAAGAAGGGAAAAAAAAAAAAAAAAACUGAAAAAAAGAAACACGAACAGAAGGAAAACCUUUCUGCCAAGAGCUCUUUCAGGAACAUUACCAAAAUUAAAAAUCCAAAAAAAAAAAAGAAAAUUAUUAUUUUCAGAUACGAUAACAAAUGUGUAUAAAACAAAAUGUAUGAACAUAAUUCUUCAAAAUUUAUGUCCACACAUGCCAAACUUUGGAAUUAUAUACAAUACCGAUUUGCACAUAUCGAUUGAUGCAGAGAGGGGGUUAUACAUAACAGGAUACAUUAAUAAAAAAAAUUGCAAUUUUAUAAAAAAUAAAACGAGAAGAAAUGAAUUCGAAGAUAAUGAAGUCAAAAUAAAAAUAAUUAAAAAGAGAAAAAAUACACUCAACUAUAAAAAAGGCAUAAAUAAUCGUCUCUACUCAUGGAUAGAUAACAUAAAAGAGCUAAGCUUAGAUGGAUGGGUAAAAUGCGAAUUGGCUGGGUGUUUAGAAGCCGUUAUUUUUAUACACGGAUAUAAUACAAGUCAUUUGGAGGCUCUUCAAAUUCUUGGACAGAUGGCAUCCUUUGGAAACUUCCCAAAUUACAUCAAACUAUUUUUGUUCAAUUGGCCUUCGGGGAAGAACUUUCUUGAAUUCUUCACUGCCAAGGACAAUUCGAAGAACAAGAAGGUGCACCAUGCCUUCAAGUCUUUCCUCAACACGCUGCGGAACAACGGAAUCAGACAAAUCCACAUCAUCACUCACAGCAUGGGGACCAGGAUGUUCCUUUUGGCUUUUCACGACAUUGUGGAGAGUGAGCUUUUUUCCACGGUUGAAGAAAAUGAAAACGUAACAAAGAACUUGACAAAAAUGAAACUAAUAACAUUGACAAUGAUGAAUCCAGAAUAUUACCUGAGCGAUUUUGUAAAUAAGGAAUAUGUAUUUCUCCGAUCAUUUUGCACUGUGAUAUCUAUAUAUUGUGACUCCAAUGAUAAGGCAUUGAAAUGGGCUGAGAUUUUCAGUGGUACAAAAUCUCUUGGAAGAAAUGUGUUCGAUUUAAAUAUAUGUAAAGACGAUUAUAAGAAGCGAACACAUGGAACUGACAAUUACGUUUUUGAUAGUAAUAAACUAGAUUAUUUUUCUAUUUCCAUUAGAAACAAAACAAAUGAAAGUGAUGAAAGUUGUGCAGAACCCAAAUUAGUUUCUUCUUUCUUUGAUUGUGAAAAUUUUGAUGUUACAAAUGAUGAAAUGAAAAACAAGGAAUUUAUGACUAAACUUGUUCAGAAAUUAAAAAAAAUUGUUCAUUUUUUUUAUAAAAAAAAAAAUAAAAUAAAUGAUACGAUUAACUUAAACGAACAAUUAUCCAUAGACAAUGAUCAAUGUAAAUCAAAUAAAGAGAAUAGACCUAAUAAUUUCCUACAUCAACCACCAAUGUUUAGAAACACAUUACUUGUUUUUACAGGUAUAGAACCCAUUUAUUGUUACAGAGAUAAUCGAGAUUGGUUAGAUGUAGAUGUAAUUGAUACUACUUGGCUAGGAUCAAAUGUACAUACAUUGAGACAUUCCUAUUGGUCACUCAAUAGAGAAAUUAUUGAAGAUAUCAGAGAAUUAAUUGUAACGAGGAAAAGGGCAAGACAAAGAACAUCCAGAUUGGAUAGACGGGAAGGAAAUGUUUGGGUUUAUAGAGUAGCACCUUCUCAUUUGAAAUCAAUAUUUGAUUCAGAUAUAUGA